This is a messenger RNA of Arvicanthis niloticus (Nile rat), 972 nucleotides long. Its product is annotated as aldo-keto reductase family 1 member C1-like. NCBI's taxonomy places the organism in Eukaryota, Metazoa, Chordata, Mammalia, Rodentia, Muridae. The record is from RefSeq and is a predicted model, not a curated record. Gene Ontology annotation, molecular function: oxidoreductase activity.
AUGAGUUUCAAACAGCAGUGUGUGCAACUCAAUGAUGGCCACCUCAUGCCACUACUGGGCUAUGGCACUUAUCAAAACCCAGAGGUUCCUGCAAGUAAGAUUUUUGAGUCUACUAAAAUAGCAAUAGAUACUGGGUUCCGCCAUAUUGAUUCUGCUUAUGUGUACAAAAAUGAAAAAGAAACAGGACAGGCCAUUCGAAGCAAGAUUGCAGAUGGUGUUGUGAAGAGAGAAGACAUAUUCCUCACUACAAAGCUUUGGUGUACAUUCCAUCGACCAGAACUGGUUCGAGUUGGCUUAGAAAGAUCACUGAAAAACUUUCAGCUAGAUUUUGUUGACCUCUAUCUUAUUCAUUACCCGAUAUCAAUUAAGCCAUCAGAGGAGCUAUAUACAAAAGAUGAAAAUGGAAAAGUGUCGUUUGAGAUGGUAGAUCUCUGUGCUGUAUGGGAGUCCAUGGAGAAGUGUAAAGAUGCAGGAUUGGCUAAGUCCAUCGGGGUGUCCAACUUUAACCGCAGACAGCUGGAGAUGAUCCUGAACAAGCCUGGGCUCAAGUACAAGCCUGUGUGCAACCAGGUAGAAUGUCACCCUUAUCUGAACCAGAGCAAGCUGCUGGAUUUCUGCAAGUCAAGAGACAUUAUUCUGGUUGCCUAUGCAGCCCUGGGGUCUCAACGUCCUAUAGCUUGGGUGGACCAGAAUGUUCCAUUUCUUUUGAAUGAUCCAGUUCUUUGUGGCAUGGCCAAAAAGCAUAAUCGAAGUCCAGCUCAGAUUGCCCUUCGAUACCACGUGCAGCGUGGGGUUGUUGCCCUGGCCCAUAGUUACGAACAGAGUGAGAUGAAAGAGAACAUUCAGGUAUUUGAAUUCCAGUUACCUUCAGAGGAUAUGGAAGUCCUAGAUGGCCUGAAUAGAAACUUCAGAUAUUUUCCCGUGGACAUUGCUGCCGAACACCCUAAUUUUCCAUUUUCCGAUGAAUAUUAA